GUGAAAGAUUCGCUGCGCUGUCGUGAAACGAGAUCGGGAUCCUCGCGGGAUUUUCCGCGACUGUGGUGAGGUGUCCGGAAGAAGGAUCUCCUUGGAUUCGCGAGGCAAAUCUUUCAUACCGUUAAAAUCAUGUCGGUGCUACUGGAAGGCAGGUCGUACAGGCCGUUCAAGUCCUCGGAGGAAUACCUGAUAGCGAUGAAGGAGGACCUGGCUGAAUGGCUGAACGCUCUGUAUCCGGAACUUAGGAUCAAUCUCGACAAUUUUAUGGACAGGCUGGACACUGGCGUCGCUCUAUGCAAACAUGCGAACAACGUGCGGAAAUAUGCGGGCGACUACGUGGCGCGACGUCAGGCCCGCAAAAUGCCGAUGACACGCUCGAUAACCUCCUUGGCGCUGCCGAUGAGCCAGGUAAGCGACGUGCCCUACCUGCCCAAUGCCAAGGCCGGCACUUUCUUCGCCCGCGACAACGUCUCGAACUUCAUCGACUGGUGCCGCAACAAUCUCGGUAUCAUCGAGUGCCUGCUCUUCGAGACCGAGGACCUGAUUAUGCGUAAAAACGAGCGACACGUGAUAUUGUGCCUCCUGGAGGUAGCGCGUCGCGGUGCCAAGUUCGGCAUGCUCGCGCCGUUGCUGGUCCAGAUGGAGAGGCAGAUCGAUCGAGAGAUCGCCGCCGAGAACAAGGCGGCGAACGGCGCCGACAACGAGGAGACCGACGACGAGUACGAGGAAGAGCCGUGUCUCAUAUACGGACCGCAGCCGCAGAUCGUCACGAACGAUCUCAAGACCCUCCACGAGUG
Molecule: messenger RNA, 797 nt
Organism: Nylanderia fulva
Lineage: Eukaryota; Metazoa; Arthropoda; Insecta; Hymenoptera; Formicidae
Source: RefSeq, a predicted model, not a curated record